AAAUGUCGUCAUCAGUUAUCCUCCUUUGCUGCCUACUAGGCGUCGCCAUAGCAACCCCUUACUAUGGCGGAGGAUGGAAUGGCGGCUGGAAUGACUGGGAUGACGAUGACUAUUACAGAGGUGGAUACAUCGGCUUCCGGGGCCCAUACGGGGGCAGGGGAAUAAUUGGUGGAUACGGCUACGGUAUGAAUGGCUAUGGUAGAGGAGCCAUAGGUGGCGCCUAUUAUAACCCAUACUCCGGUCGUGGAGGAAUCGGAGGUAUCCGUUACGGAUACGGCAGCGCUGGUUAUCCAUAUGGUGGUGGAUACGGUGGUAUCGGGGGCGGAUACGGUGGUAUUGGAGGCGGAUACGGAGGUAUCGGAGGCGGAUACGGUGGUAUCGGUGGAGGAUACGGAGGUAUCGGUGGCGGAUAUGGUGGUAUUGGAGGCGGAUACGGUGGUAUCGGAGGUGGAUAUGGCGGAUACGGAGGAAGAGGUUACCGUGGAGGUAUCGGUGGAUAUCCCAGUUAUCGAGGAGGAAUCGGAGGAUAUCCAAAUUACAGACCUAACUAUGGCUACAAAGGAAAGAAGAAUGUGUACUAA
Molecule: messenger RNA, 581 nt
Organism: Saccostrea cuccullata (small rock oyster)
Lineage: Eukaryota; Metazoa; Mollusca; Bivalvia; Ostreida; Ostreidae
Product: ctenidin-1-like
Exons: 2
Coding region: 3-581 (192 amino acids)
Source: RefSeq, a predicted model, not a curated record